AUGUUUGCGUCUUAUCUUACGAAUUCUAUGUAUCCGAGAGAUGCUACAAAGUUUUCGAAGUUUUUCUGUAUGCCAAUGUUUACACCACAGGGACCCAUGCUACCGGCAAUUUCUCCGAAUACAAGCCCCAGUCCAAGUAAUACUAGUUCCAUUUCAGAUGACGCAGAGAUGAAUGCACACGACUGUUCCUCAGGCUAUUCAAGCUUGGAUGAAUCUUGGGCAACACUAAGUCCAUAUCUUCAAAUGUUCCAAUUACGACAAUUUGCCUAUUCUCCACCGUAUUUUCCAUUUUGGUAUCGCCAGUGGUCCUCACCUUCACUAACUACAGAGCAAUCAUCGGAAUGCAAAAAAUCUCUAGGAUUUCCACCAGAAUAUGAUAUAACCCCUCUACGACCCUUCACACCAGCAGGUGCGUCUGCUGGAUUAGGUAAUGAAGAAUUUUCACCCAUUCCAAUAGACAAGCAGAUAUCUCCAAUAUGCAGAGUGCCCACGACAAGGUUGGGAACUCCAAGCCAGCGACACCCGACUUGUUCGAAAACACAACGAUCGCUGAUGCUGCUGGAAAUGAUCGUUUAUCUUCUACAUGUCAAUACUGAUAUAAUUGAAUGGAUCAGCACGACAUCGCCAGAGUUCAGGAUACUAGACAGAAAGAAGUUCGUGGCGCAUUGGAAUAGGUUAUCGGGAAAACAAGAUUCCUUUAUAGCGAUAGCCUGCAAGCUGAGAGGUGUUGGAAAUGAGAAAAUGCAAACAACAGAUGGGCAGAAAAUUCGAUUGAUAACUCGGACAGCACCGUAUACUUACCGUUUCUUACCGGAUCAGGGAACAUCCAGCUUCCCCAUGCUUCAUGACCACAUCCUUCAACAACUAAUCACCAAGAUGCUGUUGUCUUUCCAUCUCCAUCAGCGCAAGUGCAAAAACGAUGCUGAAUCAGCUACAUUCUGCCACUAAUGGUAUGUGAUAGUAUCGUACACAUGGGAAACUACAAAAUCGAAUGAGACAAAGUGCAACACAAAGUUCUGACGCAGGAGAGCAGAAGAUGACAGUCAUUAACUCCCGGUUAACAUCUACUAAGUAUAUGAUAUAACUGCUAAGAAAAUUAUUGGUAUAUUACUUGAAGUAGGAAAUCUACUGUGAUAUUGUCUAGGAUCCUAUUCAGCUAAUAUUUAUUUGGAG
Messenger RNA from Cylicocyclus nassatus, 1173 nucleotides. NCBI's taxonomy places the organism in Eukaryota, Metazoa, Nematoda, Chromadorea, Rhabditida, Strongylidae. The record is from the annotation of a GenBank genome assembly.